CACUAAUGCCUAAAAUACAGGGAGAUACUAGUUUAUUUUAUUUACUACCAUAGUAUACGCAAGUUUGUUCUAGAAAGUUUAUCCGAAUGCGCACAGAACCUUGGAGAACUGUACAUGGCCUCAUUCGUAGUCGAGAGAAACAGAAACAUGAAGAUGCAGUGUUAACUCCUAACUGCGUAAAAUUAACCGCAGUGCAUGCUGUACUACUGUAAUCAUUCCGUGGCCACCCCCUGCUGCUGUUUCGGUGAGCUCAGGUUUAGUAUGUGCUUCGCAUGGCGUGUGCUGCCCUCAUCUCCGUGUUAGCACUUCGUGGCUAGUAAAUCUCAAAUGGCAGUACAAAGUGGUCCCCUGGUUCUCACGCAUUUUUCGUCGUGUUUGGUGCCAUGUCGUAAACCUUGAAUAACACCAGGGAACCCACACGAAAUGCCACUAGUGGUUCUGGAAGUGCUCCCAAGAAGCAGAGGAAAAUCAUGACAUGACAAGAAAAGGUUGAAUUGCUCGAUAUGUAGAUUAAAGUCGGCAGCCGCGGUUGCCCGUCAUUUCAAGAUGAAAUGAGUCCAGUGUGAGGACCAUUGUUAAAAAAGAAAAGGAAAUCCAUGAAGCCGUUGCAGCAGCUGCACCAGCAGGGGCAAAGACCUUGCACUUUUUGCUAAAUACUUUUUUAUCUCGUAUUGAAAAUGCAGCUUUUAUGUGGGUGCAGGAUUGCUAUGAGAAAGGCAUCCCUAUAGGUUCUAAUACGAUCCGAGAAAAAGCAAAGUCGUUACACGACAACUUGAAGCAAAAGGAAGACGAAGGAACUAAAGCUGGAGAAUUUAAUGCCAGCAAAGGAUGGUUUGAUAAUUUUAGAAAGAGGUUUGGCUUAAAAAAUCAGGAUGGCAGGAGAAGGAGCUUCUGCCGACUCAGAGGCCAUUGAUAAGUUCCCACGUCAAGAGCUCCUAGACUGCAUACCAGAGGAGUUAGCUGAAGGCGCCUCUGUGGGGAUGAGAGCUUCUGGACCAGUGCCACAUGAGGAAGAUGUAGAAGAAGCAGGGCUAGAAAACAUGUUGACGUUAGACAACCUGGCAGAAGGUUUUCGAUUAUUCAAGACGGGCUUUGACUUCUUUUACGACAUGGACCCUUCGUGAUUCGGGCACUGAGACGCAAGCAGGUGAUGGAAGAGGGCUUGGUGCCAGACAGAAAUAUCUUUAGAGAAAUGAAAGAGUGAAAAUGUCAGACAGAAAUUACGAUGUAUUUCCCUAAAGUUAGGCCAAGUGUGCCUGCCUCGCCUGCCUGCCCUUCCGCCGCCUCCACCUGUCCAGCGCCCCCCCCCCCGCCCCGCACCCCUGAGACCGCCAGACCAGCCCGGGGCCUCCUCGUCCUCAGCCUACUCAGCAGGAAGGUGACAAGGAUGAAGAUCUUCCCGCUGACCCGCUUCCGUGUAAUAAAUAGUGAAGAGUCAUUGUGGUGUACGGUUAAACUUCCCUGUUGUGUGUGUGAGCGAGUGUCUUCAUGUGGAAAUCCUGUAACUGUACAGCAAGAACUGUAGGGGACGCUUUGUGCCAUCAUCCUCUGCCUGGGCGUUCACCCUGUAGAACAUGUGCAAGAGGCCUUUGGAAGUGGGUAGCCUGUCCUUAGAGGCUGUCAGCCUUUUUUGUGUUUGGUGUCAGUAACAUAGAUACUAUCUACCGUGUUUUGUGUCCUCCAAGACAGUGUUGAUGAGGCUACUGACAAUUCAUCUUGGAAACAAGGCCGCCCUCCUCCGAGCCGUGCCACGGUUGGCAGGCCCAGCUGCCUGGAGAAGGCCUGCAUGUGGGCUGUGGUGCCGCACCGGGCAGGAUCCUGGGAGGUGGAUGGGGAGCAGGACCCCCACCCCGAAGGAGAAGCCUGCAGGCACAGACGUGGAGCAGUUCCAGAUGGUCUACCGGUUCGAUGCUAUCCGAAUCUUCAAGUACCUGUCCCGGCUGAAGGUGACGCAGACGGCGCUGACGCUGCUGGCCCUGCCGCCUGGCUUCUAUGGGUAUUCACACGGCCUCGUGACUCUCGGCAACUUGUGCCUGGCGGGUGGGGUAGCCGGCUUCGCCCUGGCCAUGCUUUUCUGGAUGAGCCACUUUUUCCGGAGGCUGGUGGGCAUCCUGUAUGUGAACGAGGCGGGCACUGUGCUGCGUGUAGCCCACCUGACCUUCUGGGGCCGGCGGCAGGACACGGACUGGCCCGUGGCCGAUGUGAUCCCCCUGACGGAGAGCAAGGACCGGCCCCAGGAGCUGUUCGUGCGCAUCCAGCAGUACGGCGGGAAGCAGACCUUCUACCUCAGCCUGCGCUACGGACGCGUCCUGGACAGAGAGCGUUUCAUGCAGGUGUUUGGGAUGCUGGACACCCUCAAGUGAGCUGGGAGCCGGGCCUCCGGGUGGCCCUGGGCCACCCGGAUCUCCAGCAGGAAGGCCGAGGGUGUGGGUGAGGCCACAGCGGAAUCAGGCCGCUGGAGACCUUGCCAGGGUCUCCAAACCCUUGUCUUUUGGGAUGAGGAAAUGAUGAGGCAGGAGCUAGUGACUGGGUUUAGGAAAGAGGUCCUUAGUACAGAUUCUUACUGUAUUUGUAUGCGACAUUCAGCCAGAUGAUGGCCAGAACUUUCUGUUAACUGCCAGUUCUUGGAUGAAGCUACGUCGGGUUCACUCAAGUGGUGCCGUGCUGAGAAAUCGGAAGGUGGGGAGGUGCGCGGUGGGGAGCCCAGGAUUCAGAGUGAAAACCCUCGGGUGCUGUCCGUUCUCAACUCCCGGUCCUGCAGCAGGUUAUCAAGUCUCGCUGAACCUUGGUUGUCACAUCCGUGAAAGGUAAAAUCCUGCUUGUCACAUGGGACGGGUAUGAGACUAAACAGUAAAUGUCAAGGUCACUGCAGAGGUCAGGGUGUGCUGCAAGGCUUCCAGGCAGUCAGGAGGGAUGUCCCGAGCCCUGUGCCUGGCCCCCUCAGGGGCUUACCCCGAGAAAGGACUGGGAAGAAGCCUAGAUAGAGGGGGGUCAUUUGACCCCGCCGGGAUGGUGACCGCACAGUGACUGGGACAGGUGUCGGCCCGGUGUCGGCCCGGUGAGCAUAGCACUCCUGCUGAGAUUGUGUUUGACACCCAGACGUCUGCGGGUCCUCCUGUGGGAACGCCCUGCGAUGUGAUAAAGUGAGAUGAACUGUAUUCUGGUACCUUAUUUUAUAAACCGAAGCUGAUUAUAUGCACUGCCCUUCCCUGCAGUCAGUGCUACAUGUCUGUUACAUAGUCGGUAACAGUACAGAGGAGGGAAGGCGUGAUCUCUCUUAUUCUGCCUCUCAGAAGUCAGUAACUGCAUGUUUCGAUGUGCGGACUUCUAGCCUUUUUUAUUGUAAAAUAUACAGAAUGUAAAUUUAUCCUUUUACCAUUUUCUAGUGAACAGUUUAGUGAUACUAACCAUGUCUACAGCGUUGUACAACCACCGCCUCUGUCCAUUCCAGAACUUUUUUGUCAUCCCAGGGAGAAACUCUAUUCCCAUUAAACAUGACUCCCCAUUCCCCCUC
This is a messenger RNA of Mustela erminea (ermine), 3514 nucleotides long. RefSeq names its product transmembrane protein 186 (gene TMEM186). Lineage: Eukaryota; Metazoa; Chordata; Mammalia; Carnivora; Mustelidae. Gene Ontology annotation, cellular component: mitochondrion. The record is from RefSeq and is a predicted model, not a curated record. Bases 1695 to 2363 code for a protein of 222 amino acids. The transcript has 3 exons.